Molecule: messenger RNA, 1326 nt
Organism: Penicillium odoratum
Lineage: Eukaryota; Fungi; Ascomycota; Eurotiomycetes; Eurotiales; Aspergillaceae
Product: IQ calmodulin-binding motif protein
Exons: 5
Coding region: 1-1326 (441 amino acids)
Molecular function (GO): protein binding
Source: RefSeq, a predicted model, not a curated record
AUGGACCACUGUUUGAAUGACGUCACUGCCUACCAGAACCAUGAAAGAGCGGCUCGCACGAUUCAGAGAUUUUACCGUGGAUAUCGGACCCGGCGCGAAAUUCGAGGCUUCAGUGUCGCCGCAUCUACACGAGGGCUGGAGACCCCCAGGAAUGCACUGAAAGAUCCAUUUGAUGACUAUGACAAGAGCCCCGCGCGCAAGAACUGGCAACGUGCAGUUAGUGUUGUGAUCAAAGCUGGUGGGGACGAUGACGGGAUAGUGGAAUCUGCUGCUCGCGCCCGGGUGACACCCUCGCAAGAAAUCCAGCCGACACGAGCAAGCACCUCAAAACCGAUGGAUUUACAAUAUUUCCUAGAGAUGGUCGAUGUGAAGCACCGACAUGGGAGCAAUUUACGGGCUUAUCACAACGUGUGGAAGAAUUCCCCUUCAAACCAAAACUUCUUCUAUUGGCUAGAUUACGGUGAAGGGAAAGACGUGGAUCUGGAUUAUCGUCCACGAGAGCGGCUCGAGAAGCAGCAAGUUCGAUAUCUCUCGCCUGAAGAGCGUCUAAAUUACAUGGUCAAGGUGGAUGACAAGGGCUUGUUCAGAUGGGUGAAGAACAACGAGUUGGUGGAGACCGAUAACAAACGUUUCAAGGAUAGUAUUCAUGGCGUAGUGCAUAUUGAAGAUCGCACGCCCAGGUUUCGAGGGAACUCGAAUUCAGAGACCUCAUCCGAGCCUGAGUUGAGCUCGUCAUCUUCGUCUCCUCCACAAACGCCUUCAAAUGAAGAGAGCCACGAAGAGAGCCACGAAGGGAGCCACGAAGAGGUCCAAUUCUCGACACAUCAAGAUUAUGAACUAGGCAAAGCAGUCAAGAAGUUCUCUCAGAUUAAGCCAGAGGCAAUAUACGAUCAUUUCGCUGGCACUUUCUCGAAAAGAGAUGGAAUGUGGAUCUUUGUCGCAGACACGUCAUUUCGUAUCUAUAUCGGAAUCAAGGAGCCUGGUGCCUUUCAGCACUCUUCAUUUCUGCGGGGUGGCCGGAUUGCUGCAGCUGGAAUGCUGAAAAUCCGUCACGGACAGCUUAAAAGCUUGGCUCCACUGAGUGGUCACUAUCGACCACACCUCGCCAACUUCCGAGCUUUUCACCAUUCUCUGCAGGAGAGAGGUGUGGAUCUAUCACGGGUGUCUAUUAGCAAAUCGUACGCCGUUCUUGCGGGGAUCGAGGGUUAUGCUUUGACAAAGAAGAAAAUGCAGUCGGUGCAAGAAAAACUAGGCGAAGCGAAGGAAAAGUUUCAUCUGCCGCGCCAACAUGAAGAAAAAGGUCAAAUUAUCAAAGAUGCGAAAUGA